AUGACCGUCGAAAGCAUGGUCAGCGACUCGUCGCUUCAGCCUCUUCUGCAAACUUCCCAUGCUGCGCUGCGCCAGGUACAAGCCAUUCUCGACUGGCUAGAGGAGAACGCUACAUCUGAAAAUCCCUCCCUAGAACUGAAACUCCAACUCUCGUCACAACAAAAGCUCCUACACGUCUACCUCACAAAGUUGAGGACCCUGCACCGACGGUCGGCGCUCGGUGUCCGCGCAACCAAACAGCAGACGGCAGAAGCCAGGCAAGAGGUGGACCGGUUAUUACUCCAGUUGCAAAAUCUUUACUACGAGCAGAAGCAUCUUAUUGGAGAGAUAGCCGCAUGCGAAGGCUAUGAUCACUCCUAUAUGCGUUUACCGCUGCUUUCGCCGGAUGAGUACGUUGGCCUGUUUCCAGACCAAGCUGGGCUUUCGGAAGAGGAACUUAUGCCCAAACGAAUCGAGCACGAAAAGGAAGAACGUGAUAAGAUGGAAGAAGAGCGUCUCCGCCUUGUCAAGAUCAAAGAUGAACUGCUGAAAGAGAACACGCUGAAGAAAGAGGAAAUGCGGAAGAUGGACGAGAAGCUGGAACUCAUGAUUGACAGUCUAAAACCGCUUGAGGAAUCAUUGAUCAAAGAUAUAUGA
Molecule: messenger RNA, 636 nt
Organism: Cyphellophora europaea CBS 101466
Lineage: Eukaryota; Fungi; Ascomycota; Eurotiomycetes; Chaetothyriales; Cyphellophoraceae
Exons: 1
Coding region: 1-636 (211 amino acids)
Biological process (GO): positive regulation of DNA-templated transcription, elongation; mRNA export from nucleus
Cellular component (GO): THO complex part of transcription export complex
Molecular function (GO): mRNA binding
Source: RefSeq, a predicted model, not a curated record